UAUAUUAUCAACAAUUCUACUCUACAUCACACUACUUUCAAAAACACAACAUUCUGGGCAUUUUUCAAAUUCAACGCUUACGAAACUCAACGAUACAAAUUCACAGUGCCGCUUGCCAUGCACUAGUCUAAACUACGGGCCAAAGCCAAGUCGAUCGGAUGCAGAUGCCAGCGAAAAAAUGCGUCCACCACUGAAUCCCAAACCCGCUUUUGUAACCUGCACCCACAAAUUGGCCAGCAGGCGCAGCUACAAGGUUCCCCCUGACCACCGACGUCUGGAUGUGGAGGCAGCACGCCAGAAUGCCCGGGUAGUGGUUAUUGGCGCAGGAUUAUCAGGACUGUCGGCCGCACAGCACUUGCUAUGCCAUGGCUUCCGUCGCACCGUCGUCCUUGAGGCCACCGACCGCUACGGCGGCAGAAUAAACUCCCAGAAAUUUGGCGACACCUAUUGCGAGCUGGGCGCCAAGUGGGUACGCAUCGAUGGAUCGCAGGACUCCAUGUAUGAGCUGCUGCGCAACACUGAGGGUCUGGUCAAGCAGAUAAAGCAGAUUACGGAGCGACCCACCUACGUCCAGGCACAGGAAAUGGGCCACAACCAAAUAAGGCCAGACAUGGUGGACCUCAUAGACACUCUCUUCCGCCAGCUCUGCAAGGGAUUUAAGCUCUCUGAGACGGUGAAACGGGGAACGGAUCUGCCCUCGCUUGACAAUGUAAUGAGUUAUUUCAAGACGGAAAGCGACCGCCUUAUUGCCUCCACUUUUAAGCAGCCGGAGGAGCAGCAGGCGGCUCGCGAAAUCUUUCAGUCCCUUUUCAAUGAAUUUAGCAGCGUCCUGGGCAGCUGCCUGGAGUACGUGAAUAUCGAGCACAUCACAAAGUGCCCAGUGCAGCCAGACCAGCGACCCUUGUAUGUGCCCACUGGCCUGGACAAUGUGGUGGAGGAGUUGUCCCAGAAACUGGACAAAGAUCAAUUGCAGACUGGCAAGCCCGUUGGUCAGAUUCAGUGGACUCCAUCACAGCUACAGAGUGUGGGCUGUUUGGAUGGAAGCCUUUACAGUGCGGAUCACAUUAUAUGCACCCUUCCGCUGGGUGUUCUCAAGAAUUUUGCCGGCAUACUGUUCCGUCCGACACUCCCACUGGACAAAAUGCUGGCUAUCAGCAAUCUUGGCUUUGGCAAUCCGCUAAAGAUCUACCUCUCCUACAAGAAGCCCAUUGGACGGUGGCUGAGAGGCAGACUGCGUCCUCUGGGUGCGCUUCUGCAACCAGCAGUGAACCCUCAGCAAGUGGAACGCAACUGGACCCAGCAGGUGGUGGAGAUCAGCCAAGUGCCCACCAGCGAGCACGUUCUGGAGGUGCACGUGGGCGGCGGUUACUACGAUGAAAUCGAGAAGCUGCCCGAGGACAAGUUGCUGGACCAGAUUACCGACCUGCUGAGGCGCUGCAUUAGCAGUCGCGUGAUACCCUAUCCCCAGGGCCUGCUCCGAUCCAGUUGGAGCACAUCGGCAUGCUAUCUGGGCGGUCGUCCCUUCUUCUCGACCACCAGCAGUGCCCGCGAUGUCCAACGAUUGGCUGCUCCGUUGGGCGAGCAAUCACCGAGUCUGCUCUUCGCUGGGGAUGCCACCGCCUUGCGCGGCUUCGGAACCAUAGAUGCCGCCCGCUCCAGCGGUAUCCGUGAGGCACAGCGGAUCAUCGACUACUACAACCAUAGCAGUAUGCAGUGCAAUUAGUCCUUAAUAUCCUGGCACCCAAAAUUGGCAAUAAGACGGUACAAAAACAUCUCCUAGUCAAAAAAUUUGUUGCAAACAAUUGUUUUGUAGUUUUAAGCAAAUACACAUAUAUAUUUUAAUUAGACGUAGCAUGUUAACAAUAAAGACAUUAACAACAACAACAA
Drosophila ananassae is the source of this 1887-nucleotide messenger RNA. Its product is annotated as protein anon-37Cs. The transcript has a single exon. The coding region runs from base 179 to 1723 and encodes 514 amino acids. Gene Ontology annotation, molecular function: polyamine oxidase activity. The record is from RefSeq and is a predicted model, not a curated record. NCBI's taxonomy places the organism in Eukaryota, Metazoa, Arthropoda, Insecta, Diptera, Drosophilidae.